AUGAUCUCUGAAACCGUUCAAUCACUAUCAUCCACCCUCCACUCCACUUCUACAACGAUUACCAAUAAAAUCCACGAUAAUUAUCCAAAUCUUUCCGAUAAACUCACCGAUAAUUAUUCAACUAUUUAUAGUACAUUCAACGACAAAUAUUUUGCUAUUUAUUCCAGUUUGAGUAACACCAGAUCCACCGUUUCUUCGACCUUUAAUGAUGGUACAGCUUAUAUAUAUAACCUUUCCUCUUCAAUUGGAAAUCAAGUUUCUUCUUAUGCAUCAAUGAUAGAACCUGUUGGCGAUCAUGAAGAAAGAGAGGUUACGAAAAUUCAUCCGAAUGAUAAUUUAGGCAAGGAUGUCAUUAAAUUAGAUGUUGAUAGGGAAGAAAUCUUCAAUCAUAUUGUGGAUUUGUAUUGUUGCAAGCCAACAAAAGAAUGUUUUAAGCAUUAUGACGAUGAUGCGAUAUUUGAAGACCCACUUAUUUAUGCUGCCGGGUUGCAGAAUUUGAAAGCGCAAUUCUAUGGAUUGCCAAAAGUAUUCGUAAAAUCCACUACCCAAUCCUGCAAGAUUUUAGAAAAUACUCCAAAUUACUUAAGAUUUGAAUUAGAACAAAAGUAUGUUCUUCCCUUCGUUGGUCGCGCUAUGAAGAUAAACAGCCAAAUCAAAUUGGAAUUCAACCCUGAAAACAAAAAGAUCAUUAGACACACCGACCUUUGGUAUGGAAAUCCAAUCGGGAAAGAAGGAAUGUUACGUAAGGGAGCUGCUACACUUGUAUCCAUGUUCGUUAGUGUUCCAAAGGAAUAA
Molecule: messenger RNA, 795 nt
Organism: Funneliformis mosseae
Lineage: Eukaryota; Fungi; Glomeromycota; Glomeromycetes; Glomerales; Glomeraceae
Source: the annotation of a GenBank genome assembly